This is a messenger RNA of Anolis sagrei ordinatus, 3536 nucleotides long. RefSeq names its product MMS19 homolog, cytosolic iron-sulfur assembly component (gene MMS19). NCBI's taxonomy places the organism in Eukaryota, Metazoa, Chordata, Lepidosauria, Squamata, Anolidae. Gene Ontology annotation, cellular component: MMXD complex; cytosolic [4Fe-4S] assembly targeting complex. The record is from RefSeq and is a predicted model, not a curated record. Gene Ontology annotation, biological process: iron-sulfur cluster assembly.
UACUGACUCUCGGCCUGAUCAUGGCGGCCGGCGGGGCGGGCGGAGACCUGGGGGCGGCUGCCUCCCCGUUGCUGGGCUGGGAGCGGGAAAAUGCGGCCUGCGAGGCGGCGGAAGGAGUGAAAGCUGGAACCUGUACCAUCUUAGAUGUUGUGGAAAAUCUCGGAUCUCCUCUUGAAAAUGCAGACCCACGUAUACGUACACAAGGCAUCCAAAUUCUCUCUGAAGUCCUCAUGCAGUGUUACUCCCUACUCCGAGAGCAGGAAGUAACCCACCUUGUCUUGUUUUACGAGAACCGGCUGAAAGAUCAUCACCUCGUCAUACCAUCUGUACUGCAGGGACUCAAAGCUCUGAGUAUGUGUGAGGCAUUGGCUCCGGGCCUGGCAGUGUCUGUUCUCAAAGCCAUCUUCCAGGAGGUGCAUGUCCAGUCUUUGCUACAACUGGAUCGCCAUACAGUCUACAGUAUCAUCAUGAACUUCAUGAGCAGUCGAGAGGCAGAACUGAAAAGCUUGGGUGCUGAUUUCACCUUUGGCUUCAUCCAGGUAAUGGAUGGAGAGAAAGACCCACGCAACCUUUUAAUAGCCUUCCAGAUUGUUCGAGAUAUAAUUGUAAAAGGCUAUGCACUAGGGCCCUUUGCAGAAGAACUGUUUGAAGUGACUUCCUGCUACUUCCCCAUCGACUUCAAUCCUCCCCCCAAUGACCCUCAUGGAAUCCAGAGAGGAGAUCUGAUUGUCAGCCUGCGGGCAGUGCUGACCGCCACUCCCGUUUUUGCAGAGUUCUUGCUGCCUUUGCUCAUUGAGAAAAUGGACUCCGAUGUACAAAGUGCCAAAUUGGACUCCCUACAAACCUUGAGCGCUGCCUGUACAAUCUAUGGACAGAAAGAGUUGAAAGAAUUCCUACCCAGUCUCUGGUCAUCUUUGCGAAGGGAGGUCUUCCAAACAGCAAGUGAGAAAAUUGAAGUAGAAGGUCUGUCUGCAUUGCGUGCUCUGACCGCUUGUCUGUCUCGCUUGGUGCUCAGUCCUGAUGACGAGGAUCUUCUUGAAUCCUUUCUUAAAAGCGUUCUGCAAGAUUGCAGACACCAUCUGUGUGAGCCUGACAUGAAACUGGUGUGGCCAAGUGCCAAGCUUUUGCAGGCAGCUGCAGGGGGCUCUUUGCGGGCUUAUUACCAGAUUACAAGUAGCGUACUUCCUUUGCUGGUGGAAGAGUACACCAAACACGAGCAGAGUAGCCAGCACAGGACAAUCUUGGAGGUGCUACUUGGUUUUUUGGAGCUGCGGCAAACAUGGGGCCCUGAGGAGGAAGACAAGAGUCCGCAGCUUUUCCCUAAAGCAUCUCUAUGUUCCAUGGUGUUCUCUGCAGUUUCUGAGCCCAAUGUUCAACUUCAGUUGGUUGGGAUUCAAGCUCUUACCUUUUUGGGGUCACUGCAAGGGCUUCUGGCACCACCAGAUGUGGAAAUGCUUGUGGACCACCUUGUAAAAUUCAUCCUGUAUGAGGAAGACCCCCAAACCAGUUUGGCAGCUAUGGAGGCUGCUGGUACGUUGGCUCCUACCUACCCAGAAGUCUUCAGCCAGUGUUUGGUUCAGUUGCUUUCAGAAAAACUUCAGACAGAAGUGCUGGAGGAUAGCAAUCCGUCCCACCAGGAGCGGUACUUGAAAGCCCUGGCAGCAGUGUCCACCCAUCCAAGUAUAGUGAGAGAAACCGUUCCAGUUCUCCUGGAGCAACUCCAGCAGGUUCAGAAAGGGAAGACGCCGUCAGGUACGCAGUUUGUGGUGUCUAUAUGCCAGAGCCUGCAACAAGUGGCAUUGAAAUGUCAGCAAGAUCCUCAGAGUUACUGGUUCUUUCACCAGGCUGUGGUGCCCUGCCUCUUGGGCUUAGCCGUGCAGGCUGCCAUGCAAGAAAAUUCCCACACAAUUCUAAGCAAGGUGCUGCUGACGGAGGAAGCUUUAUCAGCUAUGGUACCAGUUAUUAGUGCUGCCUGCAUACACUUAAGCCCAGAGUUGGCUUCACAGAGUGUUUCCAAAGUGGUGCCCCUCUUCCUAGACGGAGAGCUGUCCUUUCUGCCCGGAAACAGCUUUCCAAGCACUUUCCAGCCUUUCCAGGAUGGGCAGUCUGCAAUGGCAGCCCAGAGAAGGCUUGUUGCUCUCCUCAUGGCCUUUGUCUGUUCAUUGCCAAGGAAUGUUCCAAUUCCUCAGCAGGACCGGUUGUUACGUGAACUGCUAGCCCUGAGCUGCUCCUGCGAUUGCCCAUUUACUGCUACAGUUGCGGCCAAAUGCUUUGCAGGUCUUGUUAACAAACACCCAGCAGGGACUCAGCUAGAUCAUCUCUUGGAAAUGACCAUGAACAAACUGGAGCAAGGCUUGAAUGAGGGUCCCCAUCGAGGCCAGGCCCUCACUUUGUUGUUAUGGGUUUGCAAGGCUCUGUUGCUACGCUAUCACCCACUGAGCACUCAACUAACUGAGAAGCUGCUUGUGCUUUUGGGGGAUUUGGUCCUUGGUCCAAAAGUGGGCGAUGGCUUUGUGUUGCUCAUGGCUGACUCUCCAGAUGUUUUGGGCAAGAGCUGCCACGCAGAGGUGCGCCUCAUGUUCCGACAGCGCUUUUUCACAGAGUGCGUGCCGCAGUUGGUGCAAAGGUUCCACGCAGCUGCACCUGAUAUGAAAUCAAAUUAUCUGAAAGCCUUGUCUCACAUACUGAACCACUUGCCCAAACCUGUGCUGGUGACAGAGUUGCCUUCGUUGUUAUCUCUGUUGUUAGAAGCUUUGUCAUGCCCUGAUCAUGUGGUUCAGAUGUCAACAUUGCACUGUCUGCAGCCGUUGUUACUCGAUGCACCUCAUAUCAUGAGCCUGCAUAUUGACACACUGGUGGGCAAGUUUCUCAGCUUGACAGACAGCCCCACUAUGGCAAUCCGCAUUGCUGCUCUUCAGUGCCUUUAUGCACUUGCCUCUUUGCCCACCCCAGUGGUAAUUCCCUACAAAGCGCGGGUGAUCAAGGCACUAGCCAAACCCUUGGAUGACAAAAAACGUCUGGUGCGAAAAGAAGCUGUGGCAGCACGAGGAGAGUGGUUUCUUCUUGGGACCCCUGGCAGGUGAAGAUGCACAGUGAGGCUCAAGAUGGAGAAUCUCACCUGCCAAGUUAUCUGCCUUGACAUCAUGUGUUCUGCAUUUCCUUGAAAGCAGCAGGGCUCUGGGCACAAGUGGAGGACCUUUUUUAUGGGCUGCCAUUUCUGUGUGUUGGCACAGUCCUAACCACAUCUGGGUCCAGUAGGAUGCAAUGGCCAGCUGAAUCUUGCAGCAGCAAUGCAGUUCGUGGAGAUGACAGGAUGCCUGCACACUGUGUGUGUGGAGCCAGAAGAAUAAACAAUUUGUUUCCUAACAGCCUCUGGAAAAAGGUGAAUCUUGUGGGAAGGGAAACAGUAGAGGAAGGGAGCUCGGUGCUGCUGUUGGCCUUUGUCCCAACUUCCAUUUUAAGUUUUAAAUUCUAGAUUUCUAGCAAUUGCCACAAGUGUAUCAACAAAAAUAGAAAGCUCAGCCUCUUGUGAGAAA